Aspergillus ruber CBS 135680 is the source of this 276-nucleotide messenger RNA. RefSeq names its product protein PET117. Gene Ontology annotation, cellular component: mitochondrion. The transcript is spliced from 2 exons. Gene Ontology annotation, biological process: mitochondrial respiratory chain complex IV assembly. Lineage: Eukaryota; Fungi; Ascomycota; Eurotiomycetes; Eurotiales; Aspergillaceae. The record is from RefSeq and is a predicted model, not a curated record. Bases 1 to 276 code for a protein of 91 amino acids.
AUGUCAAAAGCAUCUAAGACGACGUUAGCAAUGACCGGUCUCGGUACUGCGGGGAUAGUCUGGUUUGUUCACUGGGCACAAGAACAAGAGAGAGCAGCAAUGCACAAAGGCGUGGAACGAGACAUGGAGAAGCAACGAAUUCGACAAGAACGAGAAGCCGACUUUGCGCUGCAAAAGGCCCUACAAGAACAAUACCUCAAAGUCCAGACGGUCUCUCCUAGUACGGACGAUUCAGGGACAGGGACAGGACAGAAUAGUGCCAACCAGGGUACAUAG